Molecule: messenger RNA, 1212 nt
Organism: Aspergillus aculeatinus CBS 121060
Lineage: Eukaryota; Fungi; Ascomycota; Eurotiomycetes; Eurotiales; Aspergillaceae
Exons: 3
Coding region: 35-1198 (387 amino acids)
Molecular function (GO): oxidoreductase activity
Source: RefSeq, a predicted model, not a curated record
CUGGGGUCAAUUUUGAAGACUCAACACCUCCAAUAUGGCAACCACAUACGACGCCGUCGUCGUAGGCGCCGGUCCCGGGGGCAUGGCCGCCGUAGCAGCCCUGCUCGACGCGGGAGCUCAAAAGAUCCUCUGGGUCGACCCGGCCUGGCAAGGAGGACGAUUGAACAGCCUGUACCGGGAGAUUUCAUCAAACACGACUGUCGCAAUCUACCUGAAAGCGAUCAACUCCUCCCAAGCCCUGCGCGCAAUCACCGACUCCACCCCGGCCCCCAACGCAGUCACAGCCCUCGAAGCCAUGGACCACAAUUCCACCUGCCAGCUCAGCGUCGCCGGCGACAUGAUCUGCAUGCUGAUCGAGGGGUUGCUCGCGCGCCCGGAGGUCGAGAAACUGACCGCUACAGUCGAGGAAGCGCAUCUUGACAACAACCUCUGGACCCUAACGACCACCCCCGCCUCACCCACCCCGAUCAAAACCGCCCGGACGAUCCUCAGCACCGGCGCGCACCCGCGCACCCCCACCACCCACCAAAAAUACAACCCCAACCUCCACCAACUAGACCUAGACACCUGCAUGCGCCGCUCGCUCCUCCCGUCCCUCCUGCCCCGCAACCAACCCUCCACCAUCGCCGUAAUCGGCAACUCCCACUCCGGCAUCCUCGUCGUGCGCAACCUCUACGAGCUCGCGCAGUCGAGCCCCGCCCACCGCGCCAUCACAAUCCUCAACCUCCACCGCCGCCCCAUCAAAUACGCCAUCUACACCGACAACGGCAUCAUCUUCGACAACACCGGCCUGAAAGGCGCGACGGCGGAAUGGGCCCGCGAGGUGUUGGAGCGGUCCCCGGAUCCGGAGAUCGUGCGGUUCGUCGACGAUGGCGAGGACGAGGAGGCCGCGUUCCGGGAGUGGUUGCCGCGGUGUACGCAUGUGGUGUGGGCGGUGGGGUAUGAGCGCGGCCCGAUUCCGAGGGUGUAUGUGGAGGGAGGCAGGGUGGAUGGGAGUCUGGAGUUUGAUAUGCGGUCGUCGGGGUUUCGGGUCCCGGCGUGGGAAGAGAGUCCCGAGGUGACAGGGCUGUAUGGCACGGGGAUCGCGUUUCCGGAGGAGGUCGAGGAUCCGGAGGGCCAUGUGGAGGCGGCGGUGGGCGUGGCGAAAUUCGUGGCGUUUACGCAGAGGGUCAAGGGGCGGUGGAUGGGGAGGGUUUAGUGGAGAUGUGUGAG